Sphaerodactylus townsendi is the source of this 571-nucleotide messenger RNA. Its product is annotated as sperm-associated antigen 17-like. NCBI's taxonomy places the organism in Eukaryota, Metazoa, Chordata, Lepidosauria, Squamata, Sphaerodactylidae. The transcript is spliced from 4 exons. The record is from RefSeq and is a predicted model, not a curated record. The annotation marks the transcript as partial. Gene Ontology annotation, cellular component: axonemal central apparatus. Gene Ontology annotation, biological process: axonemal central apparatus assembly; epithelial cilium movement involved in extracellular fluid movement.
AUGCAGGAAUCACAUUGGAAGAAACCAGUAGAACAGGAGGUGUCUAGGAUUAUUACCCGACAAGGGACUGUUGUAAAAUACAUGCUGGAUGGGUCCACCGAGAUUCUGUUUGCUGAUGGCACCGUGAUCAGAAGCCCUGAUUCUGGCCCUGUGAUGCCGCCUCGCCCUGUACUGAGUACGCCACAAACAGAGGUCACUCCUCCAGAGCCGAGCAUCAAGAAGCGGAAAGGAACCAAGACUGCAAAGACCGAAGUGCUUGAAAUAGUUGUCCUGGAUCACAUGUUAGAUAAUGAACAACCCCCCGACUCCCACGCAGGCACCUGGAUAACUACCACCCCGUUAGGUGUUCAAGUGGGGACCAAGGGAUCCGAGAGACUAGAACUGAAGCCGCUUUUGGCCUACCAAGCCACUGAUCCGGUGAAUGGAACGGUCAUGACAAUGCGGGAAGACAGGGUGGUCGCAGUAGAGAAAACAGAUGGCUCCAGAUUAGUAGAUCAUGCUGAUGGCACCAGGAUCACCACCUUCUUCCAAGAAUGUGAUGAAAUCAUGAGCGACAGCAGUGAGGAAGCAG